Molecule: messenger RNA, 1665 nt
Organism: Knipowitschia caucasica
Lineage: Eukaryota; Metazoa; Chordata; Actinopteri; Gobiiformes; Gobiidae
Source: the annotation of a GenBank genome assembly
AUGCGCCAUCCGCGCCGCGAGCCCUUUAUCUACACUCAACAACAAGCCAAGUCAGACACAGUCCAGUACCAUGACCGUCCAGAGGUGCGUGUCAUCUCUCAGCUGCAGUUUCUCUCGUGGCCGGAUCAUGACGUUCCGCACGAGGCCUCGCUGGUCUUGGACCUGCUGCACCGAGUCCAAGACCUUCAGCAGUCCAGUCCAGACCUGGUUCCAAGAGUCCAGAAACCUCAAAACCACAACAUAAAACUAGUCCACUGCAGUGCCGGCUGUGGAAGAACCGGGGUUAUUUGUGCCCUGGACCAGAUCUACCAACUGCUGGUGCACCAGAAGUUACCGUCAGACUUCAGCAUCAUGAGGAUCGUGACGGAGCUGAGAGGACAGAGACCCAGCGCGGUGCAGACCAAGGAACAAUACCGCUUCAUCUACACGGCUACUUCCUGUUUGUUGAGAUGGUUCCUGCAGAAGAACAGCUCCACUUCAGUUUACUGCAACCUGCCCGAGGUGAAGAAGCCACAGAGGAAAACUUGUGACUCGGCAGCAGUAUCUGACAGGUCCGAACAGGAAACUAUGGAUGUGACGUACGCUGUUGUCAAUAAGAAAGUGGCUGCAUCCCAAACCCUCUCCAGGGCAGAGGACUCCACCCAUCACUAUAGCAACAUGCACAUCGUGGCCCCUGCUCCGAUCUACAGCGUGGUCCGGCCCCGAGCCAAGCCCCACCCCUCGGAAACUCACCUGUACGACUUGGCCACGCCCACCGCCCCGCCCCCUGCCACGCCCACCACCACCAACUAUCACAUGAUCUCAGACUCUGGGUCAGUGACGGACGCCGACCACGACUACGAAAACUUAAGCUCAAACUCCUGCAGCUCGCCCCCUGGAGGUGGAAUUGGUUUUAACAACCGGGUCCCAAAGCCCAGGGGCCCCCGGGAGCCUCCGGCCGAGUCACAGUCUGUGUUUCCACGGCAACAGCAAAGAGGGGCGGGGAAAGGACAGAGGAGACAAGGAGGGAGGAGACAAGGACAAGAGGAGGAGACAGGAGGAGAGAAGAGGAGAGAGGAGGAGAGAAGAGGAGAGAGGAGGAGAGAUGAGGAGGAGAGAGGAGAGAGGAGACAGGAGGAGAGAGGAGGAGGAGAGAGGAGACAGGAGGAGAGAAGAGGAGAGAGGAGGAGAGAUGAGGAGGAGAGAGGAGGAGAGAGGAGACAGGAGGAGAGAGGAGGAGGAGACAGGAGGAGAGAGGAGGAGGAGGGAGGAGGAGAGAGGAGACAGGAGGAGAGAGGAGGAGUAGACGAGAGGAGAGAGGAGACAGGAGGAGAGAGGAGAGGAGGAGAGAGGAGACAGGAGGAGAGAGGAGACAGGAGGAGAGAGGAGACAGGGGGAGAGGAGGAGAGAGGAGGAGAGAGGAGGAGAGAGGAGGAGGAGACAGGAGGAGAGAGGAAGAGGAGAGAGGAGGAGAGAGGAGACAGGAGGAGAGAGGAGGAGGAGAGAGGAGGAGAGAGGAGACAGGAAAAUGUGAGAGGAGGAGGAGACAGAGGGAGAGAGGGGGAGGAGCAGAGAGGAGGAGGAGAGAGGAGGGGGAGAGAGGAGAAGACAGGAGACAAGAGGAAGAGAAAGGAGAAGAGGAGGAGGAGAGGAGCAGAGUCCUGUGGUGGACUAGUGGUGGCCUGA